Molecule: messenger RNA, 2429 nt
Organism: Glycine soja
Lineage: Eukaryota; Viridiplantae; Streptophyta; Magnoliopsida; Fabales; Fabaceae
Exons: 10
Coding region: 82-2181 (699 amino acids)
Source: RefSeq, a predicted model, not a curated record
CGUUAAUAUUACAACAAAAUACAAACUUUAAUCCUACCAAAGCAAAAAAGCAAAAGCAACACGCUCCGAAGAGAAGUGGUUAUGGCGGAAACUCGGUGUUUGGCAAUUAUAGACGAAGAGGAAAUAGAAGUAGACGACGAUGACAUCUACGAGAACAUUGAAGCUCCCAAGUUCGUCGACCUCACCGCACCUGAUUGUCGCCGCCCCGACCAUGACCGCCACUGGUUCUGCUUCCGCGUUGGGUGUGACCAAAAGCAUGAGCAAGAGUUGGACUCUGAGGCAAUUUACAAGAAUUUUGUUCUUCGGGUUAUGGCAGCUAGAAGUCCAAAUGUACGCCUCAGAAAAGCUUUGAAUAGAAGAGAAGCAAGUGCAAACUUGAAGUGCCCCCUUACAGCUCCUGCCAAGUCAAGGGUGUCAAGGAUGGACUUAAUUUCCUCCUUGCCACACAAGAUGACUGACAAUAACGUGAAAGUUAAACCUCUUUCUAUGGUUGCUGCAACCCCGAAUGCUAAGGUGAAGCAAUCACCUUCGGUGGCCAAGGCCUUGACUACACCAAGGAAUCAUCAGAAGAAGGUUUCCAAGGUAGAACAAUUUAGAAGUGUUCAGAGCAAGAAAGCCUUGACUGUUGGUGUGCCUAAGAGCAGAGUGGUGGCGAAGGCUCUUGUUUUUCACUCACCUAAGAAGGUACUAAAGAUCAAGAGUUCUAUAGAGUUGAAAACAGCAAUGAGAACACUGUGUUCAGCAAUGAAUAAGCUUGAACUUAAUGGAGUGAAGAAGAAUGGAAAAGGAGGUAGCAACUCAUUGGCAGUGGCUACCUCCAAAAAGCAAUUGAGGGGAAGAGAGGUUAAAAGCCGUGUGUUUGAUUCCUUGUAUUCUAAUAAUCGCAAGGAACCAGAAACCAACACAAAGACAAGUUUGAAGGAGAAGAAAGUAAAAAAAGGCACGCAGAAAUGCCCGGUUGCUGUGCCUCAUGAAAAUGACACUAGUCAUAUGGAGAUAGAUGAGAAAUCUAGGUGUGGCUCUCUAGAAGGAUGCCAUGAAUCAGGAACUUCAGGAAGUGGUGGUGAACUGUCUUUUGGAGAUGAAAAAUCCCAUAAAUCAACAAGAGGAGAGAGUUCAGUUCCAGUUUUGACAGAAGCUUCUAGAAGUGACAUUACCUCGCUUUCGAGUUUGAACAAUGAAGAGAACAAGACUACAGAAAGGAGUGAAAAUGAAGAGACAAAGAACUCAGUUUCUAAUAAGGGAAAAGUAUCUGUAGCCAAGAAGAGAAAGGCUGAAGAAAAUUCAUUGGCUUCUGAUGACAGAGAAAAUGAGAGGCAACUCACUGAGAAUGAUGAAAAGGAAAAUGUUUCAGCCCCUCAUGAGAACAUAGAGAUUAGUAACAAUGAUGACGUGCCCAAAAAAAAGGCUAUUCUUGGGAGCAAGCAUGAGGAUUCUAGAAAAACACAAAAGAAAUUCACAUCGACCUCAACUACUCCUCAAGUUCUGAAAUUCAGAAAAUUAAAGCCCACAAAUCCUAAGCCCUUUAAGCUGAGAACUGAUGAAAGGGGAAUUUUAAAAGAAGCAAACUUGGAUAGAAAAAUUCCCUCAUCUUUAAAAGAAACCACAGUUAAAGGUAGUGAGUCCAAGGCAAUGAGGAAAUAUCAGAAUGCGAACCGAUCAAGUGAAACUUGUUCCACAAAAAGUGAACAAGACACUGAUAAUCAUUAUAGCAGCUGUGAUGAGAAAUCAAACCAAACAACACGAGAAAACCAAUCUGGGAGCAUUAAAAGUAACAACUCCAACUGCAAGGUGCAACGAAAAUUAUCUGCUACAUCACCUCUUAGAAAUCCUCCUGGUCCUAAACUUCAGAAAGUCACUGAUCUGGAUGACAAUUUGAAAAGAAAAUCCCGAAUGAUGCAACGAAAAAUUGUAAGGCCUAGAAGUGCUUUGCCAAGGAAGAAAGAAAGAGUUGUCCUUGCAACCAAACUUAGUGUUAUUGUGGAAAAGGCAUCAGAUAUUGUGAAGCCAAAGGAAACAAAGCCACGUAAAAAUGACGCAGUUUCUUCACCUACAAGUAAAACUACAGGUUCCAUUCACAGGCCUUUUUCACGGGGAAAGAGAGAUUUAACUGUUCCCAAGGAACCAAAGUUUCAGAGUCUACAUGUGCCAAAGGACUGCACCACCGGGGGACACACAUAAGAGCUUUUUUGGGGAGGUUGUUCAAUAUAUUCAUUGAAUCUUUAGCAGCUUUCGGAAAAUGGAUAAUGUAAAAGGUGUGUUGUUGUAACUUAGCGAGUUUGUCUAGACUGCAUGUAUCGGCUUCAGCUUUAAUUAUGACAAUCAUGAAGAGAGCUUUCUGAGUUUAAUUAUGCACGGUCACUUGUAAGUUUGAGAGAUGAAUCAUAUGUAUAUUUGAGUUUUUUUAUUUAUUUGUACUUUAUCGGCUU